AUGAGUAAGGUGUCCCGUCUCCACAUGCUGUGCUCUAUGGCGAACUCUGGCUGUGUGCUACUGUCCGGGUCUGGGAUGUUGCCCCAUUCUCUGCAGUGCCCCCCUGCUUUUCUCUAUCUGCCCCAGGGUAACCAAGAGGCCCCAGCUCCCCCUGACGCCAUGGCUCAACCUUUCCCACAAACCCAGUACCCACCUCCUUCACAGAAUGGGAUCCCGGCUGAGUAUGCUACACCCCACACCCACCCACCGGCUGACUAUACAGGACCAAGCACAGUGGGAGAGCAUACCUUAACACUAUACACAGCAACACACACACAGAGUGAGCAGCCAGGAAAUGACAGCAGCACCCCAACUCUUACUACUAACACAGUAUCGCAGCCAGAAGAGGUGGCACAGACAGAGGGCUCCCAACAGCUCCACCUGCAGCCCAGCGAUUCGUUAGAGAAGCAGCAACCCAAGAGGUUACAUGUCUCUAACAUCCCUUUCCGUUUCCGGGACCCUGACCUGCGGCAAAUGUUUGGGCAAUUUGGAAAGAUUUUAGACGUGGAGAUUAUUUUUAAUGAGCGAGGCUCCAAGGGUUUUGGGUUUGUAACAUUUGAAACGAGUGCAGAUGCUGACCAUGCACGGGAGAAACUAAAUGGUACAAUCGUAGAGGGACGAAAAAUAGAGGUCAAUAAUGCCACAGCCAGAGUAAUGACCAACAAAAAGAUGGCAAACCCAUACACAAAUGGCUGGAAGCUGAAUCCAGUGGUUGGAGCAGUAUAUGGUCCUGAAUUUUAUGCAGUGGCAGGUUUUCCAUACCCCAGUACAGGAGCAACUGUUGCGUAUAGAGGAGCUCAUUUGAGAGGCCGGGGCCGAGCCAUCUACAACACAUUCCGUGCUGCACCUCCUCCUCAACCUAUCCCCACCUAUGGAGCUGUGGUCUACCAAGAUGGAUUUUAUGGGGCAGAAAUAUAUGGAGGCUAUGCAGCCUACAGAUAUGCACAGCCAGCUGGUACUGCUGCAGCUGCUUAUAGUGACAGCUAUGGCAGAGUCUAUGCAACUGCAGACCCCUAUCAUCAUACGAUUGGUCCUGUAGCCACAUACAGUGUGGGCACUAUGUAAAUAAAAGAAAAAGUGAGUACAGAUGGACAUCUAAAAAAAAAAGAGAGAGAGAGAAGAUCAGCGUGGACACAGAAGGACACUAACAGAGAUCAACUAAACGAAAAUACGCAGAUUUG
Archocentrus centrarchus (flier cichlid) is the source of this 1220-nucleotide messenger RNA. It is a transcript of the gene rbfox3a, whose product is annotated as RNA binding fox-1 homolog 3a. Gene Ontology annotation, molecular function: mRNA binding. The coding region runs from base 1 to 1104 and encodes 367 amino acids. The record is from RefSeq and is a predicted model, not a curated record. Gene Ontology annotation, cellular component: nucleus; cytoplasm. The transcript is spliced from 12 exons. Lineage: Eukaryota; Metazoa; Chordata; Actinopteri; Cichliformes; Cichlidae. Gene Ontology annotation, biological process: nervous system development; regulation of alternative mRNA splicing, via spliceosome.